CAGACACCGCUAUCAUUGGCGGCAGAGUUCGGGUAUGAUGCAGUUGUUAAGCUACUGCUAAAGAGCGAUAAGGUUGAUCCAGAAACUAAGAAUUUUUUUGACCAGACACCGCUAUCAAUGGCGGCAGAAAAUGGGAAUGAGGCAGUUGUUAAGCUGCUGCUUGAGAGCGGCAAGGUUGAUCCAGAUGCUAAAGAUCCUGAUAUUUGCCGGACGCCACUAUUAUGGGCGGCAGCAAAUGGGAAUGAGGCAGUUGUUAAGCUACUGCUAAAGAGCGAUAAGGUUAAUCCAGAUGCUAAAGAUUAUGACGGCCAGACACCGCUUUCAAUGGCGGCAGAGAAUGGGCAUGAGGCAGUUGUUAAGCUACUGCUUAAGAGCGGCAAGGUUGAUCCAGAUACUAAGGAUCGUCGCUGCCGGACGCCGCUAUUAUGGGCGGCAGAGAAUGGGCAUGAUGCAGUUGUUGAGCUACUGCUUAAGAGCGGCAAGGUUGAUCCAGAUACUAAGGAUUGUGACGGCCGAACACCGCUAUCAUUGGCGGUAAAGAAUGGGCACGAGGCAGUUGUUAAGCUACUGGUUGAU
Trichoderma virens Gv29-8 is the source of this 576-nucleotide messenger RNA. RefSeq lists its product as uncharacterized. NCBI's taxonomy places the organism in Eukaryota, Fungi, Ascomycota, Sordariomycetes, Hypocreales, Hypocreaceae. The record is from RefSeq and is a predicted model, not a curated record. The transcript has a single exon. The annotation marks the transcript as partial. Gene Ontology annotation, cellular component: nucleus. Gene Ontology annotation, molecular function: protein binding. Gene Ontology annotation, biological process: regulation of gene expression.